Messenger RNA from Vicia villosa (hairy vetch), 776 nucleotides. RefSeq names its product pleckstrin homology domain-containing protein 1. The record is from RefSeq and is a predicted model, not a curated record. Lineage: Eukaryota; Viridiplantae; Streptophyta; Magnoliopsida; Fabales; Fabaceae. Bases 132 to 566 code for a protein of 144 amino acids. The transcript has a single exon.
GACACACGUGUGCUACGAGUCCAGCGAAGCAACACGAUGUAACUACUUUUCUCUCCAGCAAGGUUAGUUCCAAUUCAGUUUCCAAUCCCUCCUUCCACUUCCCCAAACCCUCUUCACAAAACCAACCUAAAAUGGCGAGCCUCUGGCGCGCGGCAACCGCGUUAAUCGAAAAUCCGACCGAUCACGACGGCACAGAAUUCUGGUCCGACCCGGAACGCACCGGCUGGCUAAUGAAACAAGGCGAAUACAUCAAAACCUGGCGGCGCCGUUGGUUCGUACUCAAACAGGGGAAACUCUUCUGGUUCAAAGAAUCCACCAUCACGCGCGUGUCCAAACCGCGUGGCGUUAUCCCCGUCGCGAGUUGUCUGACUGUGAAAGGCGCGGAGGAUAUUCUCCAUAGACCGUAUUCGUUUGAGCUUUCGACACGCGCUGAUACGAUGUAUUUUGUUGCGGAUUCUGAUAAGGAGAAGGAGGAUUGGAUUAACUCGAUUGGAAGGUCGAUUGUUCAGCAUUCGAGAUCUGUUACCGAUUCGGAGAUCGUUGAUUACGAUAACGCGAAACGGUGAUCGAAAUAUUGGUCACGCGCUUUGAUGGUUUGUUCUGAAAUUCACGCGCCGUAGGUAAUUUUUGUUUUGUGUGGAUGUGUAUAUUGUUAUAUUAAGUUCCGAUCGUGUUGUUGGCGUUGUUGUGAGGAAUUUCUGUUUAUGUACUUGAAUUGUAGUAUGAAUUAUUACUAUAGUUCAAAUUCUCAAUUUGUAAACUUGCUUUGACGUUUA